AUGGCCGGCCUCGGCUGGGGGGCCCCCCGACGCGUUGCUGCCUGGGGCUCCCGGGGGCCCCCUGGGUGCUGCCUGUGGGGCCCCAGACCAGCAGCAGCAGCAGCAGCAACAGCAGCAGCAGCAGCAGCAAGAGGGACCAGCAGCACUCCCCGGCCCUUUUGUUCCUUCACUCAGGCUCAAGAUGGAAGUCUGAGAAUUCCCAGGCGGCAGCAGCAGCAGCAGCAGCAGCAAACUCGCCCCGGCUCCCGUCGUCUUCAGCAGCAAACCCGGCAGCUGCUGCCCCCGAAAGCGCAGCAGCGCCACCCUCUCCCCCGGCAGCAGCAGCAGCAGCAGCAGGAACAGCAGCAGCAGCAGCAGCGGCAGGAGAAGAAGCAGCAGCAGCAGCAGCAGGAGAAGAAGCAGCAGCAGCAGCAGUUUCUCCAUACUUAA
This is a messenger RNA of Eimeria tenella, 429 nucleotides long. RefSeq lists its product as uncharacterized. The coding region runs from base 1 to 429 and encodes 142 amino acids. The record is from RefSeq and is a predicted model, not a curated record. The transcript has 2 exons. NCBI's taxonomy places the organism in Eukaryota, Apicomplexa, Conoidasida, Eucoccidiorida, Eimeriidae.